AACUGGGAAUCUAAAUCUCCCGUCAUCUUCUUCUUAGGAGGGGGCUUUCUUUUGGACUUGCGGCGACCCAUUUCACACAAACUAACUCAAGUCUGCGUGAGGAAGGAGACAAAAACAAGGCGGAUUGUAAAACAAGGUAAAUCACCUCACGGUAAAAAAACACGACGAAAAUUAACUUUGAAAAUACACGUUGCAGUUCUGAGGUGAAGUGGCUUCCUUAAGACCCGGGAUCAGUAAGUGUUCACGUCCAAUGAUUGGACGGCAGCUCGUGCUGCGCGGUCAGCCAUUGGCUGUCUGACACGUCAGUCAACUUAAUUAUCUGGGACGUAACACCGACUGACAGGGUUCUCCCACGUGGUGGCGACAGAAGCUCACACUCCGAAAUGUCAGUGACCUGGACAAUGAAGGCGGUGGGCCUGAGUGUGGUAACCCUUUCCCUCAGCGUGGAGCUGCUUUUCUGGCUCUGCCGCCGCCUCAGGCCCAGAAGGAUCCUUAAUGAGGUCCUCUUCUUUCCCUCAGAUCUGGCCUGUGUGGAGCACAUCUACAAUCCCAAUACCUGUUUCUGCCCGUUGCCUCAUGGUGUAGAGACCUCUUUCUCCCGUCUCCUCUCCCACAUCCUGUCUGCUUCCUCCUCUCUGGAUGUGUGUGUGUUUGCCUUUUCCAACAUGGACCUGAGCAGAGCUGUACUCGCGCUGCACAGCAAGGGCGUCAUCAUCCGAGUCCUCACUGACAAGGACUAUGCUGCUAUCACUGGCUCUCAGAUAGGAGUCCUACGUAAGGCCGGGAUCUGUGUGCGCUGCGACACCGGCUCUGUGUACAUGCAUCACAAGUUUGCAGUGGUGGACAAUCGAUUUCUCAUCACAGGCUCCCUCAACUGGACGCUGACAGCAGUGCAGUGUAACCAGGAGAACAUUAUCAUCACAGAGGAACCGCACCUGCUACAACCAUUCAUCGAGGAGUUCCACAAGUUAUGGGUUAAAAAUGAUCCAGCCAAAUACUAUCAUUCAAUCGACUAAAAACCUUCUCACCAUGACUGACAAACGGUGAUCACUAAAGAGUCAGAACAAUUGCAAUUAAAAUCUGUUUCGUCAGCCAAGCCAGUGAAUGUCUACAGAUGAACCCUUUAUUUUUUCUGUUGAAGUUGAGUGGCAAGGUUACUGCUGAAGAUGAUAGAUGUUUAUGGCAGGAAUUUUGAACACUGUUUAAAUCAGAAGAAAAAUACUAAACCCUGAUUUUGACUUGUACUGUGUAAUUCAAGUGGCUGAGUUUGUGUUUGAUUCAGUUUUUUGUAUGAUAUCUUUACAAAAAUAACAGCCUGCAUUUUUUUCUGUUGGUCACAGUCCAAAGAUAAGAUAAUUUCCACUUCAUAGGUUUUUGUCGUGUUCUUAGGAAAGUGAUUAUUUUUGUUUAAAAAAAGAACCUUUCAUGUUUUCUUAAUGAAAGUAUGUGUUUUUUACUCUAUCUUUACUCAGCAGAUCCAAUCUUUUUUGAUGGUUAUUUUAUUAUCAGCAAUGUUUUUCAUGACACCUUUUUUCUGUCCAAACAUGAGGGAUUAUCCAGGUUAGUUAGGGAUUUGAGAACUAAGGGAUUAUCCAGGGUAGUUAGGAAUUUGAUUGUUCUGCCAAAAUAAAAAUAAAACAAUUCACAGUUA
Notolabrus celidotus (New Zealand spotty) is the source of this 1651-nucleotide messenger RNA. RefSeq names its product phospholipase D family, member 6 (gene pld6). Bases 384 to 1016 code for a protein of 210 amino acids. Lineage: Eukaryota; Metazoa; Chordata; Actinopteri; Labriformes; Labridae. The transcript has 6 exons. Gene Ontology annotation, biological process: piRNA processing. The record is from RefSeq and is a predicted model, not a curated record. Gene Ontology annotation, molecular function: RNA endonuclease activity producing 5'-phosphomonoesters, hydrolytic mechanism. Gene Ontology annotation, cellular component: mitochondrion.